AUGCGCGGGUGCGUAUGGCGAAACGCCGUCGUCGUCGUCGUCGUCGUCGGCGAAGGGUACGCGCGGGCGGGCGGAUACCCGGAGAAACGGCGGCCGCUGGAAACUGAACAAAAUCUCCGCCGCUCCUGCUGUUUGCGCGCCAGAAUCCACGGCGAUACUCCCACGCCCGCCUCACGACCACCGUUAUUAUGUCGACGCGCGUACGUCAACGUCAACCGCGACCGCGGCCCGGCGUCCGUCUCCAGCGCGCCCGCCCGCCCGCUCCCGGAGAUGAUAUCGCGCCGGCACGGGACCGUACUGACCUCAGCCGCGCGCGGAAACGCGUACCGUGAUGUUCUCCCGUGCGCGCGGGUACCGGCCGCGACCCGAGACCGCGGCGGCGGCGGCGACGACGACGACCAAAACCGGUCGACCGGAUCGGUAUUGGACGGGCCGUCGUCGUCCCGCGCGCAUUCGCGUGUAUCGGCCGGGUCGCCAACAUGGAAUACGCGAUCGUCUCUCCCAGGCUUUCACCGCCGCCCGUUUCGCUACCGCGGAAUAAUAUUAUCAUAA
Molecule: messenger RNA, 552 nt
Organism: Cinara cedri
Lineage: Eukaryota; Metazoa; Arthropoda; Insecta; Hemiptera; Aphididae
Source: the annotation of a GenBank genome assembly